Messenger RNA from Xiphias gladius (swordfish), 4367 nucleotides. RefSeq names its product potassium voltage-gated channel subfamily H member 7-like. Gene Ontology annotation, biological process: regulation of ventricular cardiac muscle cell membrane repolarization; regulation of heart rate by cardiac conduction; membrane repolarization during action potential. Lineage: Eukaryota; Metazoa; Chordata; Actinopteri; Istiophoriformes; Xiphiidae. The coding region runs from base 294 to 3815 and encodes 1173 amino acids. Gene Ontology annotation, cellular component: membrane. Gene Ontology annotation, molecular function: inward rectifier potassium channel activity. The transcript is spliced from 15 exons. The record is from RefSeq and is a predicted model, not a curated record.
AGGACGUCGGGACCGCAUCCAUCCGCGACGCGAAAUGCUCUGCGAACCGAAUCCAACUCGAGCAAUCCUCCCCGAUUCCGUGCGUUUCGGCGAGGAGGCAUUUACAUGCUCGGGCGCGCAAGCGGGCUAAAGAACUCGUCGGCCGAAGUAAGGCGGUCAUUUGAAGUGGAAAGUGCUCGCGUCGAGUAUGGUCUGUGCUCAAGAAAACAUCGCACAGAGCCAACAGCUGUAACUUCGGGAUUUACUUGUACAGGCGCUCUUACUGGAGAUCGUGGGAUAUUUUGUGUGUAAACAUGCCUGUAAGAAGAGGUCACGUUGCGCCACAAAACACAUUCCUUGGAAUUAUAAUUCGGAAAUUCGAGGGUCAAAACCGGAAAUUUGUGAUAGCCAAUGCCAGGGUGGAGAACUGUGCGAUCAUAUACUGCAACGAUGGCUUCUGUGAGAUGACGGGCUUCUCAAGACCAGACAUCAUGCAGAAGCCGUGCACCUGUGACUUCCUCCACGGUGAACUCACCGACAAAGAGGCCAUCCGCCAGGUGUCCCAGGCUCUGCUGGGGUCCGAGGAGCGCAAGGUGGAGAUAACCUACUACCGUAAGGAUGGGACUGACUUUCAGUGUAACAUUCAUAUAAUCCCAGUGAAGAAUGAGGAGGGCGUGGUGAUGAUGUUUAUCUUAAAUUUCGAUUACGUUCUGGAUGAGGGAAGUGACGGCUCAACAGAGAAGAUAAGUCCCACAUCCCCUACAAAGUCAGAUCAGAGGAGGAGUAGAUUCUUCCGCUUCCGCCAGGCCGCUUUUAGCCUAAUGAAUACCAACAAGCAAUCUCUUCCGCAAGAGGACCCGGAUGCUGUGAUGGUGGACUCACCCAAAGACAAUGAGGACUCAAUGGCCCUACAGAGCUUCCCUUCACCAACCAAAAGCAUUUGCAGUCCCAUUGAGGCAAAUGACACACAUGCACUCAUAGGCUCAAGCCACCAUUCUUCCCAGGGUAGCAUCGGUCUUGAACCACUUGACCAUUCAUCCCCUAAACUCCCCUGGGAGAAGCUGUACCAGACAGAGCCGCACCAAUCCUCUACCUCCCUGUCAAACACCUUCCCCAGAGGCAGCAUCAGCAGCAUGAGGCGAGCUUCAUCCGUCCAUGAAAUUGAGGGCUAUAGCUCCAAUUCAAAAGGCGUAUUCAGGGAUCGGCAUACAACUGAAGGCCCUUUUAAUCACCUGAAGUCCAGCCUCCUUUGCUCUACCUCUGAUUCUAACAUCAACAAGUAUAGCACCAUCAACAAGAUCCCUCUGAUUGCACUCAACUUCUCUGAGGGGACUGAUAAAAAGACUCAUUCUCCGCCAACAUCUGAAAAAACCAUUAUAGCGCCAAAGGUCAAAGACAGGACUCACAAUGUCACAGAAAAAGUCACACAGGUCCUGUCACUCGGAGCUGAUGUGCUGCCAGAGUACAAACUCCAGACAGCCCGCAUUGACAAGUUCACCAUUCUCCACUACAGCCCCUUCAAAGCCGUGUGGGACUGGCUGAUCCUGCUGCUGGUCAUUUACACAGCAAUCCUCACUCCCUACUCAGCUGCUUUUCUUCUCAAUGACCAAGAGGAGCAGAAGAGGCGUGAAUGUGGAUACUCCUGCAGUCCUCUUAAUGUAGUGGAUUUAAUCGUGGACAUUAUGUUCAUCAUUGACAUUCUCAUAAACUUCAGGACCACUUAUGUAAACCUAAACGAGGAGGUGGUCAGCCAUCCAGCUAAAAUAGCAAUCCAUUACUUUAAAGGCUGGUUCCUUAUAGACAUGGUGGCAGCAAUCCCCUUUGACCUUCUUAUCUUUGGCUCAGGAUCAGAUGAGACUACGACUCUUAUUGGCCUGUUGAAGACGGCAAGGCUCCUGCGACUGGUGCGUGUAGCCAGGAAGCUGGACCGCUAUUCUGAGUAUGGAGCUGCAGUCCUCAUGUUGCUCAUGUGCAUCUUCGCCCUCAUUGCCCACUGGCUAGCCUGUAUAUGGUACGCCAUUGGCAAUGUGGAGAAGCCCUACUUAGAGCACAAGAUUGGCUGGCUAGACAACCUGGGCGUGUCCAUAGGAAAGAGAUACAACUACAGCGAUCCUAGCUCUGGUCCCUCUAUCAAGGACAAGUAUGUCACAGCACUUUACUUCACCUUCAGCAGUCUGACCAGUGUGGGCUUUGGAAAUGUUUCCCCAAACACCAACUCAGAGAAGAUUUUUUCCAUCUGUGUCAUGUUGAUUGGCUCCCUAAUGUAUGCCAGUAUUUUUGGAAACGUCUCUGCCAUCAUCCAGAGGUUGUACUCGGGUACGGCCCGUUAUCAUGCUCAAAUGUUGCGGGUGAAGGAGUUCAUCCGCUUUCACCAGAUUCCCAACCCACUGAGGCAAAGGCUAGAGGAGUACUUCCAACACUCCUGGACCUACACUAACGGCAUUGAUAUGAACACGGUGUUAAAAGGUUUUCCUGAGUGCCUGCAGGCAGAUAUCUGUCUUCACCUCAACAGGAAUCUUCUUCAUAACUGCAAAGCAUUCCAGGGAGCCACCAAAGGCUGCUUGAGGGCCUUGGCCAUGCGCUUCAAAACCACUCAUGCCCCUCCUGGAGACACACUGGUCCACGGUGGUGAUGUGCUCACUGCUCUCUACUUUCUGUCCCGCGGCUCUAUUGAGAUCCUGAAAGAUGACAUUGUGGUAGCCAUCCUCGGAAAAAAUGACAUUUUUGGAGAAAUGAUCCAUCUGUUUGCAAAGCCUGGAAAGUCCAAUGCUGACGUGCGGGCUCUGAGUUACUGUGACCUGAGCACCAUUCAAAGGGAAGAUCUGUUGGAGGUGUUAGACAUGUACCCAGAAUUUGCUGACUACUUCUUCAACAACCUGGAGCUUACCUUCAACCUCAGAGAUGAGUCUGCCAAGCCCUCCAGUUCCCAAGGCUGCGAUUCAGAUGGUGAGGGCACCCAAAGCAUUAAAAGAAGAAUCUCCAUCACACCAGAUCUAUCUAAAGGAGAGCUGAAACUAACCAGCACAGAGGAAAACAAGGAAGUGGUUAAAGACAUGGGGAGGGAGAGGGAGUCUCACUCGUGCCUAAAAAGAUGUUCAGGAGUCCUGGGUUCCUCUCCACCAAAUGCCCCAGUCAUGGACUCAGAUAUUAUUGCCAGAGACAGCUUGGAGAGAAGUCUGUCUUUUGAAGAUCUGUGCUGUGAUAAAUGGGCCCGUAAGAAGCCUGCAGACUUCCUGGAUGAGUCAGCACAGAUCCAGGACCUGAGAGAAGACGAUAAUUCUACCAGCGAAAUCACAUAUGGAGAGGUGGAACAGCGCUUAGGUCAGCUCCAAGAGCACUUAAACAGGCUGGAGUCUCAGCUGAUGUCAGAUAUUCAGACCAUCCUGCAGCUGCUACAGAGACAACCGACUCUGGGACCUCCGGCCUACAGCACUGUGACUGCCAGUCCAGACUAUCACAGACCUGCUGUGAAGGUUCAGCCAGUUGCUCUGACUGCAAGCCAUUUUUUCAGCCAUACAGGAACUCAAGGCCCCAACCACAAACUGGAGAGCGCCAUUCAGGAUUCCAAAGACCCUCUGUCAAGCCUGGCCAACGUGAAUGCACCCAUCGAGGACAGCCUUACAGCACUGCUUGUACAAAGACAUACAGAACCACAACAACAACAGCAGCAGCAGCAACAACAGAUCACAGGGCAUCAAAAGUCUGCAUUGAUCCCUCUUCCAACUGAAACCUCUUCCACCUCCUCCUCCUCUUCCUCCCCAUCCCCUUCUGAUUCCAACCUCAACACCACUGGACUCCAUAGACCUGUUUCAGACCCAGCGUUUCCAGGACCAUAAACCUUUCAGCAACACAGUGUUCUAAUAUCUGGGUUGUAAUGCUGUAAUUACUAAGUAGCAACUUUUUAUGAGCAUGCUGGGACAGACAUCUGUAUUGUUAGUUUGCAAUGCCUUGGUAAUAGAAAUAAGGUGUCUUUUAAUUAUGCAUGUGGAUAAAACACUGUUCUCUGCAGUUAACAGUGUAAUAACAAUGGUUACAUAUUGUAACAGUAGUUCUAUCUAAACAGGAGCCCUUUGAUCUAUAAGCGUCAUCACUCCCUCACUUUUCUCACUGAAAAUAUAGAUGCCCAACCAAUUAGGAUGAACCUAUUCAACCUACCUAGUGGAGACUGCCCCUAUAUGAGGGUAGAAAUUCCUCAAUCACUAAGUUUGCAGCUUCUUAACUAAAUUCUACUUAAUCACCAAGGGUGCUGGUUAAAGGGCUCCACCUGGUCUUGAUAAAAGUAGCAUUACGACACUUAACCAACUUACCAACCAACUAACCAGGCUUUAUGUUCUAAUGGGCACUAAUGGGUUCUUUAUUCCUUCCUGUUACUCUGCUACAACAUUUUA